GGAGGGUUUCUAGAGGAAGAGACGUCUCAGUGAGACUUAAGAAUCCCCUGACAUUUCCCAGAUAAAGGGUGAGGAGAGUUACCCAGGCAGAGGAUAUAGCUUGAGCAAAACUCAGAGGCGACAUGGAGCUUGAUGAAUUCAGUAAAGGGCUGAUAUGAAGAGCAGAGUAAUAAGAAAUAAGGCUGGGGUCCCAUGGAGGGCCUUGUGAGCCAUGAUAGAGAAUAAAGAAUGUGGAUUUCUCCUGAGGACAGUGAGGAUCAGUGAAGAAGCCUAAGCAGGUACUAGGACCAGCUCAGAUACCUUCAGUGAGGUGGUCCCAAUGGCACCCCCGCACCACACAUUGAGGGAUCCUGCUCUGUUGAUCAGGAGAAAAUAAAUGCCUUCCUAGAUGUUUGCCUUUAGCCUGCUUGAGUGCAAGCGCCCCUCCAAGGACCACAUCCCUACUAGUGUCUGGCAGAAAAACUGUUUCAUGUUUCCCACGAGGGGCAUAAAAGGCAUCAUGUGGUGGCUGAGAGCCUGUCUGUAAGGCCAGACCUCAGAGAAGCAGAGGACUUGUAAAUGCUUCAUACACUCCACCCUGGGUGUCUGCUCUGGCUGAGAGCCCAUUAAUAAGCCCCAGCGGCUGAGGGGCAGGUAUUGUGCCGGUUACUAUAGCAUCACCUUGGAAAGGAUCACUCCGUGAGAGCCACGGGCUGAGUGAGGCAGGAGGGGGAUGUGGUCAGAAGAAGCAGGAGGGGCUAGAGAAAGGCUGCAGUUGCUGUCGCUGGUCUCAGGACACCUCGUGGGCUGAAGCCCACUUCAGCUUCUCCAGCUGCAGCCCCAGGGAGGGAGUGAGGCUGCGCUCAGCUUGAGAGUGGCUGCCAGAGACAGCGCCACAGGCUGCUGCUGAGCUUGUAGCUUUCAAGGGACUGAAUUCCCAGCCAGACACUACUUGGCCUCUUUUUGCGGGGAGGGGGAGCGGUUUGUCUCCUCUUGAAAGAUCUGGGCUGGGUUUCAUCUCCGUUUUGAUUUUAAGUAGUUACCUCCAUGAGAACUGACUUCAGGGUGUUCAUCGAGGGAAGCAGAGUGGUCCCCAUGCUGGAAAUGAGAAAGCAUGACAGUUUCUGAGACUUGACUCUUAGUGCUCGGAGGUCCCCCAUACCCAUUCAAAAUGCCUUUUAAAGCAUUUGAUACCUUCAAAGAAAAAAUUUUGAAACCUGGAAAGGAAGGAGUGAAGAACGCCGUGGGAGAUUCGUUGGGGAUUUUACAAAGAAAAAUCGAUGGGACCAAUGAUGAAGAAGAUAACACUGAGCUGAAUGAAGAAGGAAGGCCAGUGCAGACUUCCAGGCAGAGGCCCCCACUCUGCAACUGCCACUGCUGUGGCAUCCCCAAGCGUUACAUCAUUGCCAUUAUGAGUGGGCUGGGAUUCUGCAUUUCCUUUGGGAUUCGCUGCAAUCUUGGAGUUGCCAUUGUGGAAAUGGUCAACAACAGCACUGUAUAUGUUGAUGGAAAACCAGAAAUUCAGACAGCACAGUUUAAUUGGGAUCCAGAGACAGUGGGCCUUAUCCAUGGAUCUUUUUUCUGGGGUUAUAUUGUGACACAAAUUCCAGGUGGUUUCAUUUCAAAUAAGUUUGCUGCUAACAGGGUCUUUGGAGCUGCCAUCUUCUUAACAUCAACCUUGAACAUGUUCAUCCCUUCUGCAGCCAGAGUGCAUUACGGCUGUGUCAUGGGUGUCAGAAUUUUGCAAGGUCUAGUGGAGGGUGUGACUUACCCAGCCUGCCACGGGAUGUGGAGUAAGUGGGCACCACCUUUGGAGAGAAGCCGACUGGCCACAACCUCUUUUUGUGGUUCCUAUGCGGGGGCAGUGAUUGCCAUGCCUCUGGCUGGGGUGUUGGUACAGUACAUUGGAUGGGCCUCUGUCUUUUAUAUUUAUGGUAUGUUUGGGAUUAUUUGGUACACAUUUUGGCUGCUGCAGGCCUAUGAAUGUCCCGCUGCUCACCCAACAAUAUCCAGUGAGGAGAGGACCUACAUAGAGACAAGUAUAGGAGAAGGAGCCAACGUGGUUAGUCUCAGUAAACUUAACACACCAUGGAAAAAAUUUUUCACAUCGUUGCCAGUUUAUGCAAUCAUUGUGGCAAAUUUUUGCAGAAGCUGGACCUUUUAUUUGCUGUUAAUAAGUCAGCCUGCUUAUUUUGAAGAGGUCUUUGGAUUUGCAAUAAGUAAGGUGGGUCUCUUGUCAGCAGUCCCACACAUGGUUAUGACCAUCAUUGUGCCGAUUGGAGGACAAUUGGCUGAUUAUUUAAGAAGCAGAAAAAUUUUGACCACAACUGCUGUCAGAAAAAUCAUGAACUGUGGAGGUUUUGGCAUGGAGGCAACCUUACUCCUGGUGGUUGGCUUUUCCCAUACCAAAGGGGUAGCCAUCUCCUUUCUGGUGCUUGCUGUAGGAUUUAGUGGCUUUGCUAUUUCAGGUUUUAACGUCAACCACCUGGACAUUGCCCCGCGCUAUGCCAGCAUUCUCAUGGGGAUCUCAAAUGGAGUGGGAACUCUCUCUGGAAUGGUCUGUCCCCUCAUUGUCGGUGCAAUGACCAAGCACAAGACUCGUGAGGAAUGGCAGAAUGUGUUCCUCAUAGCUGCCCUGGUGCACUACAGUGGCGUGAUCUUCUAUGGGGUCUUUGCUUCUGGGGAGAAACAGGAAUGGGCUGACCCUGAGAAUCUCUCUGAGGAGAAGUGUGGAAUCAUUGACCAAGAUGAGUUAGCUGAGGAGACAGAACUCAACCAUGAGAGUUUUGCAAGUCCCAAAAAGAAGAUGUCUUAUGGUGCCACCACCCAGAAUUGUGAAGUCCAGAAGGAGAAAUGGAGAGGACAGAGAGGAGUGACCCUCGAUGAGGAAGAGCUGACAUCCUACCAGAAUGAAGAGGGAAACUUCUCAGACACAGCCUAGUGUCUGAAGGGCACUUUCAUCUUCUCCUCACCUUAGAACCAGAAAGUAUCCAUACCUAUUACCUUCCCCAUAGCCUGGCUUGCCGGAGAGUCAAUAUGGGGACACUGGAGGUAGGAGGGGGAGGAAAGGAAACCUGACCAGCAAUAGAGAAGAGAAAAGAAAAAUAUCUUGCAAUGACACUUUGGGUAUGGAGCUUGCUCUCAGUUGACAAAAUGGGUAUAAAAAUAUAAUAUUUUUGGAUUGUCAGUAGACUCUUCUCAAAGAAGAGUUCUCAAAGUUCAGUUCUCAAAGCUCUGAACUUAUUCAGAAAGGAAUGACUAGAAGAAUAAGGGAGAUAAUACCAUGCUAUGCAAAGAAAAAUCGAAGGAAUUGAGCAUAUUUGGCCUGGAGCAGAGAAAACAAGAGCUGUCAUCACAUUUCUGAGGGCAGCCACGCAGAAGAGGGUUUCCUAUUCCUAAUAAAGGCUACUGCUCAUGGGGACCCUGCAUCGUGCCAGGAGCUUUAUAAACAUUCUCAUUUCAUUUCCACACCUCUAUGACAUACAUUUUUUAUCUUCAUUUUACAACUAAGGAAGCUAAAGCAACACAAUAUUGAUUUGUCCGAGGGCCAGGGCUGAGAUUCACAGGGUCCAAAAUAGGUGGCAGUCUUGGGGAAGUUUUCACCUCAGUAUAGAGAAGGCACAUUUUUUUAAUAAUGAAAACUGAAAAUGGAGAGGGUGGUCUUGUGGAUAAUUCCCUAUUUUGGCAGGCAUGGAGAAUGGGAAACAUCUGCCAUAUCAACAUCUGGUUUGAUAUGGCAGAAAGCAUUGUCAUUGUAGCAGGGGCUGGAUUCAAAGAUCCUGGGUUCAGAGAGAGGUUAGAACAUAAAAAAGAAAAGAAAAGAACACAAAAAGAAAAUAAAAAGGAAAGAAAGAAAAAGAACAAUGAAAAGGGAAAAAGCUGAAUAAGAUGGCUAAAUUUCUAAGAAUCUGGUGUCCAGAAUGGCUGAGAAGAAGUAAAGAAGGGUUUGGCUGAAUUUCAACCCUUCAAAAUAUCAAGAAUUUAGUUAAGUAAAUAAUGUCCCAAAUUACUUAUACAUCUUUAAGACAUUUAGUAAUUUAAGAAAUUGGUUCACGUGUUUUAUUAGGUAAAAUUCUCUUGAAAGAGUCUUCUGUUUUAAAAAAUGUAUGUCUUUAGACAUUUCUGCUGGUCAUAUUUGGAAGUUUGAUCAAACUACACACAACUAUGAUUGAAGUAUUCCUAAUGAGUGUAUUUGGAAUGUUACUGAGGAAAACCAUAAUAAUAUGGCAGUAAUUAUAUAGGGAAAUGAAAUGAGAGCAUGACAGAAAACACCUGUGACAACUAGACCAACAGUGCUGAAAAAUUCAUCUUUGAUCACAUAAGGCAAUAGCAUGGAUACUCUCUGGAUAAAUCUUAAAAUUUAAUGACAUUAAAAAAAAUUUAAAUUGGCGCAUAAAGGAUUGUUUGAAAAUAAAAUUAUUUUCCUGUU
Neofelis nebulosa (Clouded leopard) is the source of this 4408-nucleotide messenger RNA. RefSeq names its product solute carrier family 17 member 8 (gene SLC17A8). Gene Ontology annotation, cellular component: excitatory synapse; synaptic vesicle membrane. Bases 1151 to 2920 code for a protein of 589 amino acids. Gene Ontology annotation, molecular function: neurotransmitter transmembrane transporter activity; L-glutamate transmembrane transporter activity. Gene Ontology annotation, biological process: transmembrane transport; neurotransmitter loading into synaptic vesicle; monoatomic anion transport. The record is from RefSeq and is a predicted model, not a curated record. The transcript is spliced from 12 exons. NCBI's taxonomy places the organism in Eukaryota, Metazoa, Chordata, Mammalia, Carnivora, Felidae.